CCCAGCCGGGGGCCAAUGGCCCUGCUGCCCCCGCCGCUGCGGGGCGCCAAGCCCAAGCACAGCUCCCCCCCGCACUACUACGAGGGCUUCCUGGAGAAGAAGGGGCCCCAGGACAAGGGAUAUAAGAAAUACUGGACAGGCCUGCGGGGGCUCACGCUGUUUUUCUACCAUGCCAGCCGAGACGUGCAGUACGUGGAGAAGAUCGACCUGGACACCUUCGUGUCCCUGACUGACGGCUACCUCCAGAGCGGCCCCAGGGCCAGCGAUGAUGGGGUGGGGCUCAGCCUGAAGCUGAGGGGGCAGGAAGUGAAGUUAAAGGCUGAGAGCCUGGAAGCUCGGGAGAUGUGGAAGGGUUUCAUCCUCACCGUGGUGGAGAUGAAAGUCCCCUCCAACCUGACGUUGCUGCCCGGCCACAUCUACAUGAUGUCCGAAGCCCUGUCUAAAGAGCAGGAGCGACGGGCCGAGCUGAGCCAGCGCAGCACUGUGAGGUCCCGCGACUACGAGUCAGUGGAGGAGCAGAUGCCGGACUGCUAUUUCAAGGUCUCCAGGACAGAGGCCCAGGUGCUGCUGGAGAGGAACCCGGACUGCGGUAACAUGCUGCUGCGCCCGGGGGGCGACGGGAAGAGCGUCUCGGUGACCACGCGUCAGAUGCUGAACGGCACCCCGCUUGUGAAGCACUACAGAGUGAGCCGCGUGGGACAGCAAUACGUCAUCGACGUUGAGCAGCCGCACCACUGCUCCUCGCUAUCCGAGGUGGUUCAGUACUUCGUCUCCAACACCAAGAAGACCCUGGUGCCCUUCAGCCUGGACGAGGACUACUCGGAGAAGUUAGAGUUUGUGGAGACCGAUAAGGAGAAUGGCGAGAGCGUCUGGAAAGCAUCCCUGCCCCCCUGCCCAAAGCCCUCCAGAGUGGAUGCAAUGAUUCCGCCCAGCUUCGGAAACAGUGCCCUGGUGAAGCCCCCUGCCCCUACCCCUGUGUUUGAGAUGAGGAAGGAGGAUGAAGAACAAGCCUACAUGAAUGACGAAGAUGUGGCAGCCAUAACGGGAACAAAGGCAAAGUCAGCCAGCUCCCCAGCGGGCGCCGUGAAGGUGAUAUGGGGAGGGGGCGGCCAGACCAAGGUGCUGCCUAUACCAACCGGCAAGCCAGCCACUAAAGGCCAGUUAACCAGGAGCCCCAACAGCCCCAGCAGCACCCUCAACCUACGGAAACAUGGUAUCAGCUCUUCCCGCCAGGCCACCUCAUGGGUUGGAGACUUCUCCCCAGACAUCUCAGAGGAGCUGGCGCAGAAGCUACAGAAGCGAAGAGCCAACCUUGAGAACUGAGCCGAUGGCCUGGCAGGCGAGGAGGCGUCUGCUGGGGACACAGGGUUCCAAUCCUCUCGGGGAGCAAAACCUUGGCCCCCAACCUCUCCUGGCUCUUGUGCAGCGUUGAUCACGUACCCAGGGCUUCUCUGGCCCUUUCCCAGCACCAUGAAACACAGGUUUAUAGGGCUCGCAGCACCCUCUGCCCAACUGCAGCCGCCCUGAGAUAGCCUUAGCUCUGGGUCCUUCACAGUGAUUUUUCUAGGGGCAAGGCUGCCACCUCGCAUGGGCCCUGGCUGUCCCCCUUCCAUGGCUCAAAGUGGCUGCCCCUUAGCCUGGUAGGGUGUGCUCUGUGGGUGCCACAUGCCUGGACAAGCGGCAAGGGCCAAAGGGAGGGAAAGAUGCCCCAUGGGCGCCCUCGCCACCACAGAGGAAGCUAAUCCAGACCCCGGCAGGCUGCGACUGGCCCUGCCGCAGAGCAAGGGGGUCUCUGCAGGUAACGCCCGAGCACCUUUAAUAGCCAUGUGAUUCCCGCAGUCCCAGGAGGGCUGUGGGCAAGGGGCUAAUCCCACCCCCAGAUCAAGGAGGAAGUGUCAGGGGCUGGGUGCUGCGCUCAGCCUCAUUUGCCUAGGCCGGGCCCUUUGGAUGCUGCGGCUCAGGGUUAAAAGACUUGGGCGGCGGGGGAGACGGGCGACGCCUUCCUAUGCCCAGUUUGUUUAGGGGUGUUUCACAGUGCGGUAAACCAAAAGCAGAGCUGGGAGGCAGGAGUGGCACACCUGUGGCUGGCAUGCCGGGGGCCCUGGAAGCUAGAUUUAUGGGGCAGUGGCUGGCGGGAGGUGAUGGGGUCUGGGAGGGUCCCUUUUCCAAGCUGAAAUGUCCGUCACUUCAACCUCUCUUCCCAUGGAAGCUGUUCCAGCCCCCUAAUCAUUUUUGUUGCCCUUCUCUGUAUCUUUUCCAAUUCCAAUAUCUCUUUUUUUUUUGAAAUGGGGCAACCAGAACUGCAGGCAGCAUUCAAGGUGUGUCUGUAUCAUGGAUUUAUAGGGUGGCAUUGUGAUAUUUUGUCUUAUCCCUUUCCUAAUGGUUCCUAAUACUGUUUAGCGUUUUUGACUGCUGCUGCACAUUGAACAGGUGUUUUCAGGCAAUGAUCCACACUGGCUCCAAGAUCUUUCUUGGGUGGUAACAGCUAAUUUAGAUCCUUAAUUUUCCUAAUUCCCUUUGUGCGGAAAAGAUCCUUCAUUCCUCUCAGGGUGAAUCAGUGUUUUUCCAAAUGGCAAAUUCCCUUUAAAGCCUCAGCUGUGAAUCAUUCCCUCUCCUAGGCCAGGGCCCAACCCAGAACCCCCCUGCAAUUCUCUGAUCUGUGCAGGCUGCCUCCCUUCCCUUCCUGCUAACCCCUGCAAGCAGGGGGCCAGAGCGACUGGCCUGGCCUGUGCACUGGACUUUUCCAAGCAGUGACCUGGGCAGCUUGUCUUUGGCACGUGCCAUGGUGCGCAAUGAUGCUGGACCUGGUGAUGCAAGGCCCGUCCCUCUCCAUCCUGUAUGUUGCACUUGGUAGUGCCUUGAAAGCGGCGGUGCCGUGCCGCUGUAUGCCAGCUGAGGACGGGCUCAUUGGCUGGAUGGGGGCCUGUGCUUUUGAAAAGAUUUGUACAGUGAUUGUUACCUACUUUGCAUACAUUGCUAA
Messenger RNA from Gopherus flavomarginatus (Mexican gopher tortoise), 2980 nucleotides. RefSeq names its product signal transducing adaptor family member 2 (gene STAP2). The transcript has 14 exons. The coding region runs from base 16 to 1323 and encodes 435 amino acids. NCBI's taxonomy places the organism in Eukaryota, Metazoa, Chordata, Testudines, Testudinidae. Gene Ontology annotation, molecular function: signaling adaptor activity. The record is from RefSeq and is a predicted model, not a curated record.